Messenger RNA from Peronospora belbahrii, 2394 nucleotides. NCBI's taxonomy places the organism in Eukaryota, Oomycota, Peronosporomycetes, Peronosporales, Peronosporaceae. The record is from the annotation of a GenBank genome assembly.
AUGUGCUGGUGGUGCUGCAUGCGCGUACUGGAAAAGUGUUUGCCCCGUAAUGAUAUUGUACGGGAGCUAGCACCAUAUUUACAGCAUGUACACCAGGAUGAUACAGUGGAUGAUGAACCAAGGAGAGGUGGCGAGACGGCUGGUCCAUGGGUACGCUCACAGUCCCCAAGAGGGGUUGAUAAAGACUCGGCUACAUUGAGUGACUCAUUGCGUCAUGUGAAAGUUAGCUACCCGCUUCGUCAUAGUUUAGACUGUGAGCUGAGUCUCCAGUCUGAUCCAAGUAUGAAUCAUAACAAACCGCUUGUUAAAAUGAGUGUGAAAAAGCCCGAAUGCGGUACGAACCAAGAGAGUGGCAAUAUACAGGACUAUACGACUGCUACGCUACAGAAAGAACAAAGAGUAUCUGCUGAAAUUUCAGCACCACAGGAUGGACCUCGGUCCAUGGCAUUACAGAGAAGUUCACAGAAUCAGAGCCAGGAGAGAGAAAAUCCGACGCUGCUUCGUCUUACGAAAAUGGAAGCGGAAAGUGGAGGCAGCAGUACACGUAGCUUAGAAGUGUCAGGCUCUGAGCAUUCUGGAAUAGGUUCGAAUGGCACGACGAGUGGGAAGAAGAGCUUAAUGAUGAAGGUCAAAACGGACUUGGGCGACCUUACUCCUGUGAGGUGGGAAAAGGUGGUAAUAGUACAGGUAUCAGUGCAGGGAUUUCGUGAGAUGAUUAGUCAAGCAAAGGAUCUGAUGGAGGACGCAAAGCUCUUGUAUGAACACACUGUGCUGUCUCGACUAGCGUCGGAAUAUGGAGGCCAGGAGAUUUUGAGCCACUCGAGAUCCGGGCUUUUUGUGAUUGCCUUUGCCUCGGAAUUCCACGCUGCUAAGUGGUGCCUAUCGCUGCAGCUCAGUCUUGUGUAUGCUGCAUGGAAUGAUAAGUUGUUAAAGCAAUUUGACAAUAUGAAGGAGAUAUCUGUGACAACGAAUGGGAAAACAAAGAAAAACAUGCUGCUCUACCGAGGCUUUCGUGUUCGGAUGGUCAUUCACACGGCAGACCCUGAUAUAACUCCAGAGUUGUCGCUGUGCGAAGCUGUCAAAUGGACCAAGACAGUUAGCGAGUAUGUACAUGGAGGUCAGAUCGUCCUAAGUGACAGCGUGUGGGAUCGAUUAAAAGAGCAACUUGUCCAGUUAGGCAACCCUGUGGUAGAAGAUUUGGGCUGCCACGCUGUUUUGGGUGACGAAGUGCUACUCAUGCUCCUACUGCCGCGGGAUCUGGAAUUAAGACGCUUUCCGACCUUGAAAAGUCCACACCAGCUAUCGCUUGGCAUGCGAGAUGCUCCAGCCGCACAGAAGCCGGUGACGAUGGUGUUUACGUUUAUUGAAGGAGCUCGACCGCUGGUUCGAUGCCACGCGGAAGAGCUUGCUGAUCGGAUUAAAACCUUGUGUAUGGUUGCUCGUGAGUUACUUCGAAAACACAAUGGCUACGAAUGCCAGGAGUUACAGGGAGAUUUUAUGCUGGCAUUCUUUACGCCUGCAAGUGCGAUAUUGUGGUGCGGGGAGUUCCAAAUACGUAUCCGACAAAAAUUUCGCGAGUGGGAUCUUGAGAACGUGAAUCAGGAGUUACGCUUCUCAAUGUCUAUUGGUAUUGAAACCGGGGUGCCAGCCAGCGUAAGUCCGCACAAAACGAGCGGACGUGCCGAUUACUUUGGCAACAUUGUGAAUCAAACCGCACGAAUUGCUAAAGCAGCACAUGGUGGUCAGGUGCUUAUUGGUAGUGACGCUUGGACUGCUUUUUGCGACGCUCAAGCAAUAUCCUCUAGCCAGCAGAUUAUCAAGAAAGCCGAUAAGAUUAAGGAAAUACCCGGCUCUACAGUUUUGCAGUUCAAGUUUCACGGAUACUAUAGUUUCAAGGGUAUCUUGAAACCAAUUGGUCUCAUUGAAGCAAUACCCGUUGAUGUACAAUCUCCGAUUGCGAGCUCAGACCUUGCGACGCUAUUGCGUGGUCACGUUCCGAAGGCGAAGAAGAUCGAAGAAGCCGCUCUUGCCAAUCAAGCUAAGACGUCCGUGCCAGCUGUUCCUGCGGAGCUGGUUCGGCUUAGCCAUGGUGGCGAGCAACCUAAUAACUCGAUCCGUGAGACGGAGUUUGACUUCAAUCUAUCAUGGGACGACAGCAUAUUUGUGUUUGAGGAUAUCGACGAAGAAGAGGGUGAUAUGGAAGGAGAAAGGCACGGACGCGCUCCAGCUAACCAAAUGGUAUCUGGCAGCGUGGCUCUUGCCAUGCGAAAUAGCACUCUCAAUCACUCUCAACUCAUGGCAUUACUUCGAUUAUCGGGCACGGAGGGCCCCACUACGCCGUCCCAGCCUAGUUCCGCUACCCCUAUGCGGACUGAAGACAUGACUAGAGUAUAA